AGUAGAAUGAAACAAACCCUAACGAAAUAAUAAUUAUGAUUAAUUAACACUCUAAGAUUAAGGUAAUACAUAAUUAAUUAAGAAAUGAGAUUAAUUAAAGGUUGCUAAUCACGCGGUGAAUUUAGUCUCUAUAAAAGCAGUAGCUCACCUUCCACAACCUUCAAUAUCAACUCACCACAACCUUCUCUCUUACUCUCUCACUCCUUUUAUAUUCCUCUCUCUCUAUCUAUAAAAUAUAUAUAUAUAUAUAUAAUUAAAAUUCGAUCUUGUGUAUAUAGAAUCAAAUUAAAUAAAGAAUAACAAAAUGGAGAAAAGAGGAGGAAGUAGUGGAGGUCCAGGAACAUCAGCAGAAGCAGAGGUAAGAAAAGGACCAUGGACGAUGGAAGAAGAUCUUAUUCUCAUCAACUAUAUCGCCAACCACGGCGAUGGUGUUUGGAACUCUCUUGCCAAAUCUGCAGGUCUAAAACGCACCGGAAAAAGUUGCCGGCUCCGAUGGCUAAACUAUCUCCGCCCCGACGUACGACGGGGAAACAUCACGCCAGAGGAGCAACUUAUCAUCAUGGAACUUCAUGCUAAGUGGGGAAACAGGUGGUCGAAAAUCGCCAAACACCUUCCAGGAAGAACCGACAACGAGAUCAAAAAUUUCUGGAGGACAAGAAUCCAAAAGUACAUCAAGCAAGCGGAUGCAACAACAACAUCGUCCGUUGGGUCCCAUCAUAGCUCAGAGAUCAACGACCAAGCUGCAAGCACGUCAAGCCAUAAUGUCUUUUGUACACAAGAUCAACCGAUGGAGACUUAUUCUCCUACACCAACGUCGUAUCAACAAAUCAAUAUGGAAUUCAACUACGGUAACUAUUCGACGGCGGCCACGGCGACAGUGGAUUAUCCGAUACCGAUGACGGUUGAUGAUCAAAGCGGUGAAAACUAUUGGGGUAUGGAUGAUAUUUGGUCAUCAAUGCAUUUACUGAAUGGUAAUUGAUUGAUUGAUCCGGUGGACACAACAUGGAAUAUUAAUUGAGUAUUUAUAUAUGAUUUUUAGGAGUACUAUUAUUAGUACGUGACAUGUAUAUGUUUUUGCCUCGUUGUCGAGGUUUGGGGAUAUAAUUAAAAUAUAUAAUGUUAUUUAUCUGAAUCCUUGAUACAUAGAUUGGAUCUUUAUUGAACACAUGCUAUACAUAAAUAAAA
Molecule: messenger RNA, 1185 nt
Organism: Camelina sativa (false flax)
Lineage: Eukaryota; Viridiplantae; Streptophyta; Magnoliopsida; Brassicales; Brassicaceae
Product: transcription factor MYB21-like
Biological process (GO): regulation of DNA-templated transcription
Cellular component (GO): nucleus
Molecular function (GO): DNA-binding transcription factor activity; sequence-specific DNA binding
Source: RefSeq, a predicted model, not a curated record